GGGCAAUUGACGCGUCUUCAGAAGCUGGGAAAGGUCGGUGCCGGUGCGAUCACCCAGAUUAUUUUGGGCGGAUUGAACCGCUUCCCCCCCCCCCCACCAACAUGGCUCUGUGCACUGACCACCUCCAGCUGCAAUCAGCAGCCAUAUGCACCUACCGGGGGCCUAUUGUUGAGACAUCAGCCAUGCACGCAGCUAGCUGCUUGUGACGCAAAGCAUUCAUUUCACAUUCAGUUGUUGAAUAUGUAUUCUCUCUCCGGCAUUCAUCAUCAUGAAAGUCUGCAAGGGUAAUGAAGGUCUACAAGUGUAUCAUCGUACACACAUAAGGGCAUGGUCUCCAAAGUGGUGCGAGAUGCUUCCCUCUUCCUGCAGCAUGGAUCCAAUCCACAGCCGUCCGUCUUCCACCUCAGGGGCUCCGAACUUGACCACCACACAACCCCGUACGUUGGCGGCCGACCACAACAGCUUGCUGUUAUUUUCCAUCACGAGUCUCUCGGCCCUCCAUUUUUCUCGCGGAGUUGCCUGAGCUAACGCUGCUGCCUGCUUAGCAGCAUCGCUUCGGAAAUCACGAGCCCCAAGUCUCGGGAGAGCAGCGAACUCGGCCAGGAAGAAGUCUCCCAACGACUUCAUCAGUGGCCCCCUGAGCAGCAGUGUCCCCACGAUACCCACGCCGUGCAUCGAGUCUCGCAGCUUGGCCAGUUCCGGGUGAGACCUGUUGCUGUCCAGGAUCACGGCAUCUCUGACAAGCAACCUUUCUCUCGAAUCCGUCUUUCCGUCUUCCUGAGCAGCAGGGAUAGUCCAUAUCUCAUUGCGCCCAACCCAUCGCACAAAACUCCAGUUCUCUCCUCGCGCAGUGCGACCCCGCGUGACCCAGUCGAGAAGACAUAUCGAGGCGUCCUCCUCAAGCCGAAAUAUCUGUGUUUGCUCAUACACACUCCCCGCGAAUGGCUGCACCGGAUCGGGCAAGAGGCAGAGUGCGCCUUCGGACGCAAUGUGGACAUGCAUGUCCUGUCGCGUGACGAUGUCGGGGGAGGUGGACGUGAAGACCUUGGUGUGGCCUUGUGUGACGAUGGUCAGCUUGGCCUUGGCUCGCACGUCGACCUUAAGAUUGACCUUGUCGCCAGCCACCAGUCCGCCGCCAUAGGAGAGUAGGAAGACCAGCACGCUCUCAUCUUCGGACGGUCGUGAAGGUGAGAUGAGUUUGAGAGGGUACUGGUAGGUGAAGGUCUCAAGGCCGGAGAUGCCCUCGGGUAGGAGCUUUGCGACGAGGUGGCCCUGCCCCGGAACGGACGUAGAUUUGGGAAAUGUGUAGGGUGGAUGGGGUGCCAAGAGGGGAGGGUUGGCUAUGAGCCACUCUCAGAUGACCCUUAUCUGUUUAUCGCCGCCCAGGAACGGCCCCUGCCCCGCGCUCAGACAGGGGAGCCUGUAUCGUCCCCCACCUUGGCGUUGCUUGCGAUGCAGGCGCCCCCGGUCAAAAAAGUUUGGUGGGGACAGUCAGAAUUCAGAACUUAUGCCAUCCAUGCUUCCCUUCCGCAUCUUCACACUUGCAACCUGCGAAAAACCAACGCACCCGAUUCAACUGACAGCUGCUCAUUGUCUUGUCAACUCGCACCUACCACACCGAGUACCAGCAACCACUCCAGACCGUUCUUUUCAGCACGCGUGACUUCUGGCAGCCAUGCCCCCCAAAACCGCCCCCAGAGGGCGUGGUCGAGGUAGAGGAGGUACCGCCCGCGGCGGCUCUGCCUCUGCCCCGGUCGCCGGCGAUGGUUCCGCUGAGCCGGCUAUUGCUGUGGUCAAAUCCGAGACAGACACACCAGCAUCAGCUUCGACGUCCACAUCAGCCCCCCCCCCGGGCCGGUCAGCAACUGCGACACCCGCUGGUACCAGAGUACCUCCAAAGUUCAAACCAAAGAAUGUCCGUCGUAGCUCAGCAGAUCGUGAGAGACUUGCCCGCGAACUCGGCCAAAUCAGCAAGGCUAAGGACGAGGCCGAGGAGAAGCGAAAGGCUCGUUUAGCCAAGGCCAACGUACGAGGCCGUGGCCGUGGUGGCGGUUUCCGUGGUGGCGCUCGAGGCACAGUUGCACUCGGUCCUCUUGCUGGUGGAGGAGCAUUCGGCGGCGGCGGCUCCUCAGGCGGUGGUCGCUUUGGUAGGGCUGAUUACAUCAAGAACGAGGCCGGCGGUCUCUUCGGCAGUGACGGCAGAGUCAACGCGGAUCUAUUGCACGACUAUGUCCAAGAUUACGAUGACGACAACAAAGACCGGCCCCUUAUGCCUAUGGGUAUCCGACGUGUGCAGCCAAAGUCUCAGGAGGACAGCACCGAGGACAAUGCAGACGAAGAGGAGGAUUCCGAUGAGGAGGGCCUCUUUGUGAAUGACAAGGAGCGGGCUGCGAAGGAUAGGCUUGCUGCCAAACAAGCCGCCAAGGUAAAAACUGAGGGCGGUGGCCAGGAUGUUGAUAUGGACAGCAUUCCCCCUCGCUAUGGGGAAGCCGACACAGCCGGCUACGAAGAUAUGUUACUGGUGGAUACGAGCCAGAAGCUCCAAAUCAGCAGCGGAAAAGCUGAGGAACUGCGGAGACAGCGCCGCCUCUUUUCGGAACCGUUGGACGACCGCGCGUUUAUCUUUCAGUUCCCCGUCAGACCACCGCUUUACGUCGUCAAAGAUGACGGCUCGCUCGCCAAGACUGAGGGCGACGACGAGGUGGUCACGCUGGACGGUCAGCAACAGGGCAAUGCUCCCGUCGAUCUGACUACCGGGGUUAAGGAGGAGGAGGUAGCAGAGGAGGAGAGCAAGGAGGAAGAGGAAAAGCCAGUGGUGCCGCAGGCGGGAUAUCUGGGCAAGCUCAUCGUGCGAAAGUCAGGAAAGGUUGAGAUUGACUGGGGGGGCUAUCCCAUGGACUCGGGCACUGGUGUUGCGCCCAGACAUUUGUCGACGGCUGUUUUGCUUGAGAUGGAGGAUGCCAAACCGGGCGAGCCGCCCAGAGGGUUUGCCUACUCGAUGGGCCGUGUCGAAGCGGUCUUUUCUUCUGUUCUUAGGACCAGUGAUAUGGAGCCGUGGGUGGUGGAUGGGCAGGUUCCUGGUGCUGCUGGGAGCGCUUGAUUAGAUGGAAAGGCAGAUGGGAAUAAAAGUAUUGAUACCCUGUAGAGAUUUAGUCGUCCACUGUGUUGAAAAAGAGAGGACUUUUCCAUGCAAGUCGCGA
Podospora pseudopauciseta is the source of this 3200-nucleotide messenger RNA. RefSeq lists its product as uncharacterized. The transcript has 3 exons. Gene Ontology annotation, cellular component: RNA polymerase III complex. Gene Ontology annotation, molecular function: DNA binding. The record is from RefSeq and is a predicted model, not a curated record. Gene Ontology annotation, biological process: tRNA transcription by RNA polymerase III. Bases 1676 to 3100 code for a protein of 474 amino acids. Lineage: Eukaryota; Fungi; Ascomycota; Sordariomycetes; Sordariales; Podosporaceae.